AUGGCUAGUAUUUUGUUAGGUUUUUCUGCCACUAGUAAUGAAUUAAGUAUAACAUCAGCUGAUGCACCUAUAUUUCGUAAAUUAACAUUUAUUGUUGUUGGUUUUGGUCUUAUUUGUAUGAUUAUAUUUCAUGUUGGAUUAAAAGAAUCUAAUCCAACAGAUCAAGGAAAAGAAUAUUAUACAGAACUAACAUCUGAAUCUGCUAGAACAUUAAAAAAGAUGACAUGGAAGAGUUUCUUAUAUGAAAAAGAAUUUUAUCAAUGUACAUUGUUGUGGAUGUCUGCGAAAGUUAUUGUUGCCGUUAUACAGGUGAAUAAAUUGCUAUGCCAUGAAAUAGUUCAGAUUUGUAUUAUGUUUCAUCCAAAAGAGUAUAAUAUCGAUUUUAAAAAACUAAAAUUAGGAUACAUCUAUUGA
This is a messenger RNA of Rotaria sp. Silwood2, 414 nucleotides long. NCBI's taxonomy places the organism in Eukaryota, Metazoa, Rotifera, Eurotatoria, Philodinida, Philodinidae. The record is from the annotation of a GenBank genome assembly.